UCAAUCAGUGCUGUGUGUAAAAGCAUUUGCCACUGUGCGUUCUUGCACUUGCGUUCUCGCUGCCCUCCGCGCAUUCGCAGUUACAGUCGUUAAUUAAAUCGGUUCGUUUUGGUUCAGGUGCAAAGGAUUUCGACAUUUGCUGAAGCGCAACAGGUUUAUCUAAGCAUCUGAUCUCCGCAUAAACUGCCGCGGGUCGCAUCGCUUUUCAAAAGAAAAGAGACCUGCGUUGGAGCAUUUCCCGGUGCGACUAGAACUUGCUGUAGUUCUGGUGUCGCCAACACCUCCAGUUUACAAUAUUCCUUUUGCAUUACCACCGAGUUAAUCCGAAUCAAUUCUUCAUUCUUCUAUGACCGAGUUACGUGCAGGUUGCAUGUGGUAUUGCAGUGUGGAGAAUCCGUUAUGAAGGCUGUGGAGACAAGAAGGGACCCAAGGUGCGCCGAAGACAUGGAGAGGAAAGCGGUGUCUUACAAACGGCAGUAUUGCUGCAGGACUUUCGCAAAUGUCCUUUCGUUGUUAUUUUCGGUGGUGUCCCUUGCUUAUUGCAUUGUACUGGGUGUGCAAACAUCUGAGAUCAGAGAGCGCGUGGCGGAACUGGAAACUGGAAACGCGGAGCUUCUGUAUCGCCCGGAUCCAGGCUUUUCUAUGGAAAAGCUUAAUUCACUGAUACAUGACAGAGUCGAUCAACUUCUUUCACAGAGGUCCUAUGAGCAUUUUGCCAAGAUAAGGAUAGCAAGACAAGCUCCACCUGAAUGCAACUGUCCACCAGGGCCAGCAGGAAAGCGUGGCAGACGGGGCAGAGAUGGUGAACCAGGGCCUCCCGGUCCACCAGGUCCUAAAGGAGACAAGGGGGAUCCAGGCGACCAGGGACCGCGGGGACAACCUGGCCCCCCUGCGUUGGCAGCUUUGCACAGCAAUCAAAUCCUGACUGUAAAGGGAGAUCAGGGCCAGGCUGGCCCCCCAGGGCCUCCCGGUCCCCCAGGUCCACCGGGACCAAGGGGCCCCCCUGGCGACACGGGCAAAGAUGGCCCCAGAGGAUUGCCUGGGUUGGCGGGAGACCCAGGGCUGCCAGGGGAGAUAGGACCAAUGGGACCAGAGGGCCCCGAAGGACCCAAGGGGUUGCCAGGCCCCCCAGGACUACCUGGUGCUGAUGGUCUGAAGGGUGAAAUGGGAGAGCGAGGAGAAAAGGGUGACAUGGGAGAAGAAGGCCAGAAGGGUGAGAUAGGCGAGAAGGGGGACUCGGGCUCGUCCGCUGCUGGGAUCAAGGGUGAGCCAGGGUUGCCAGGAAAAGAGGGACACAAGGGAGAGCCAGGACUCCCAGGGCUGCCUGGACUCCCAGGGAUAAAGGGUGAGCCAGGAUACAUGGGACCCCAGGGAGAUCCAGGUCUGCCAGGGCUGCCAGGAACUAAGGGGGAACGUGGGGAGCAGGGCCCACCAGGGAAGGGCGCGCGAGGAGAGAUUGGCCCCCCGGGACAGAAGGGAGUGCAGGGAGAAUCUGGGACCCCAGGUCUCAAAGGGUCAAAGGGUGACCCUGGGGAGACAGGUGCGACUGGACCAAGGGGCCCACCUGGACCGAAGGGAGACCAAGGAGCCACUGAGAUCAUCGACUACAGCGGAAACAUACAAGACGCUCUGCAGGGCCCCCCUGGACCUCCUGGGCCAAUGGGACCACAGGGCAUAAAGGGGGACCGAGGAGCACCUGGUUUCCCGGGGCUUGAUGGCGAGAGGGGCAUGAAAGGGUCAAAAGGUGACGCGGGCAACCCGGGACCAUCCGGAGAGAAAGGAGGGCUGGGAUUACCUGGCUUGCCUGGUGUGAACGGCCUUAAAGGAGAAAAGGGAGACACGGGCUUGCCUGGUGCACAGGGACCUUCGAUAAUCGGCCCUCCCGGGGCCCCAGGCCCCCAUGGGCCCCCAGGACCAAUGGGCCCCAAUGGUAUUCCUGGACCCAAGGGAGAGGCAGGGUCGCACGGACAGAAGGGAGCACGCGGGGAACCAGGACACAAGGGUGACAGAGGACCGCUGGGUCUGCCGGGAGCGUCAGGCUUGGAUGGUCAUCCCGGAGCCAGGGGAAUGGAUGGGCCCAUUGGCCCCGCAGGCCCAGCUGGUCCAAAAGGGGACAGAGGUGAAAAGGGCUCACCGGGAGAGCCUGGGCCUAGGGGACCUCAUGGACUGCCUGGUGCCGUAGGCACACCAGGAUCAGAUGGAAUACCAGGCUUGCGGGGAGAGAAAGGAGACCCAGGCGAAAGAGGAGAAAAGGGGGAGAAGGGAAAGAAGGGCAAAAAAGGCCCUAAGGGAGAAAAAGGAGAGCAGGGUGCUCCCGGAUUAGAUGCCCCCUGCCCAUUGGGCCCAGAUGGUCUACCAAUGCCAGGAUGUUGGCAGAAGUGAUCAGUCUAACCCCCAAAGCAUGAAGUUUGUAAAUAAUGCUUCAUUUUUUUGUAUUUAUAGUCUUUUUUUAAUUGAAAACGUAGAUGUAUAUGAAAGAAAGUCCAUGAAGCUGUUUAAAUGUCGCCAAUUCCACUGAUCUGCCAUAACAAGUGUGUGUAACUCUCACGUCAGCAUUGUGGAGUAAAGCUGCUUGGCUGAUAACAGAGCUCUUAAAGGACAUAGCGCCUAGAGCCAAUUUGCCAGCUUGCUUGCAUGGACAGUGGUAAAAGAGGACUUUGGCAGUUGUGACCAAAACAGAACUAUGGGAAAACAAUUAAAAGGAGGUGGGACCAGACUCGCCGUGACAGGAAACAAGAGACGUUGGUGUCUGUAUUCAUCUCAAGCUCAUCUCCCAUCCCUGCCUCAAAACAUGCUGACAAAAUGCAACAAAAAAAAUUUUUAAAAGCAUGAGUACUGUGUCAAACUAGGCAUAUAUGUGGAUGGAUGUGCAUAUCGCUUUGUGGUGUGGUCACGUUUAUGGCUUCCUCAAACACUAACUAGCUGUCCAUCACAACUUACUGAAAAAAAAAAAAA
Molecule: messenger RNA, 2955 nt
Organism: Megalops cyprinoides (Indo-Pacific tarpon)
Lineage: Eukaryota; Metazoa; Chordata; Actinopteri; Elopiformes; Megalopidae
Product: collagen alpha-1(XXV) chain-like
Exons: 36
Coding region: 400-2382 (660 amino acids)
Source: RefSeq, a predicted model, not a curated record